Molecule: messenger RNA, 1629 nt
Organism: Neomonachus schauinslandi (Hawaiian monk seal)
Lineage: Eukaryota; Metazoa; Chordata; Mammalia; Carnivora; Phocidae
Gene: TMEM125
Product: transmembrane protein 125
Exons: 3
Coding region: 356-1015 (219 amino acids)
Source: RefSeq, a predicted model, not a curated record
CCCGGAAAUGGAGCUGGAGUGCCGCAUCUGCCUGGCCCUGCCUGCUCUGAUCGGAUCCAGCACUUCCAGGCUUCUUGAGCCAGCGGUGACAGCUGAGGCCAUGUGAGUCUGAUCCUGAAUGAGGCUUUAUCUCUGCUCUCGGUCCCACCAUCCACUGUGGCAUCAGCUCCUUCGGCCAGCCGGGAUGGGACAGGCAACUGAGAGAGCCAGAGAGGUGAUGGUGACCAUACCCUGGACUGGGAGAGGAACGGGACUCUGGGCCUCUAGCUGCCAAGCAGGUGGUGGGGGGCUCUAGGCCAUGACCCGCACCCUGUAGCCCUGACGCUGCGCUCUGCCCUCUACCCCGCCCGCCGCCAUGUCUGAAGGAGAGGCUCCGGCCGGCGGGGCCGGGGGGCUGCCCCCAGACAUGCUGGCAGAGCAGGUAGAGCUGUGGUGGUCCCAGCAGCCGCGGCGCUCCGUGCUCUGCUUCACUGUGGCCGUGGUCCUGGUGGCGGGCUGUGGGGCGGGGGGCGUGGCACUGCUGUCCUCCACCAGCAGCCGCUCGGGCGAGUGGCGGCUGGCGACGGGCACUGUGCUCUGCCUGCUGGCCCUGCUGGUUCUGGUCAAGCAGCUGAUGAGCUCAGCCGUGCAGGACAUGAACUGCAUCCGCCAGCCCCAGCACGUGGCCCUGCUGCGGAGCGGGGGAGGGGCCGAUGCCCUCGUGGUGCUGCUCAGCGGCCUGGUGGUGCUGGUCACCGGCCUGACCCUGACUGGGCUGGCUGCCGCCCCUGCCCCGGCCCGGCCACUGGCCGCUAUGCUGUCGGUGGGCAUCGGCCUGGCUGCCUCGGGCUCGCUUUUGCUGCUGGGCUUGCUGCUCUAUCAGGUGGGCGUGCAUGGACACUGUCCCCCUCGCCAUGCGGCCGCCCCCUCCAGCCACGGCGACCACAGGGGCAACGGCGGCAUCUUCAGCAUCUCAGGCCAGCUGUCUGCCGGCCAGCGUCACGAGACCACAUCCAGCAUUGCCAGCCUCAUCUGACCGAAUUCCCCUUUUCGGCCACCUGCCUCAGCGGCCACAGAGCUGUGCCGGGGUGUGAGCGGGCGUGAGUGGGUGUGUGCUUGCACGUACAUGUGCAGAAGAGUGUGUGUGAGUAUGUACGUCUCCCCAGGACUUGUGCUGUGGGACCACGUGUCCCCAUGCCACAGGAAGGCGUGGGGUGUCUCCUCAGAACUGGGGGUCUGUGACCAUGGAAUGGUCAGUCUACCUGUCCCUCUCGAGUCCCUGAAGAUUCUUGGCCCCUAUUCCCAACACCCCUCAGAUGCCACCCUGCCUUGUGACACCUAUCAGGGACUUCCAGGAGUGACUGUUACCUGCCUAGCCCGGAAACCAUCCCGGUGGCUCUUCACUGAGGAGAGUAACUGGUGACAAAGUGGAAAGAACACGGGCUCCACGAUGUGCCAGGACUGGACUGGAACCCCCUCCGCCCAUCUACCACUCACCAGCUGGGGGCCUGGGGCAAGUGACUUAACUUCACUGAGCUUCAGUUUCUGGAGAGUCACAGUCGUGGUCAUGGAAAUCGGUCGUGAGGGCCACAUGCCAUCGUGUAUGGAAGGACCAGGCACAUGGCAGGUGUGCAAUAAAAGUGGUGGCCG